GGGGCAGAAGCGUUUUUCUCAAACGUACAAAGCGAGAUGCUCGGUGGAGGCUCCUCCUUUUCCUGCAGAGUUGGAGGGAGAAAGCCUUGUGGGACAGGCAAACUUCACCGCCCCAGGCGUGCACACUCCACACGAUGAGGCGAGUGGUACGACAGAGCAAAUUUCGGCACGUGUUCGGCCAGGCGGUGAAAAAUGACCAGUGCUACGACGACAUCCGCGUCUCCCGCGUCACCUGGGACAGCUCCUUCUGUGCCGUGAACCCCAGGUUCGUUGCAAUAAUCGUGGACGCGAGCGGCGGCGGAGCGUUCCUGGUGCUGCCUUUGCACAAGACGGGCCGGAUUGACAAGUCCUAUCCAACAGUGUGCGGGCACACAGGACCGGUGCUGGACAUAGACUGGUGUCCCCACAACGACCAGGUCAUCGCCAGCGGCUCCGAGGACUGCACCGUGAUGGUGUGGCAGAUUCCCGAGAACGGACUCACCCUGUCCUUGACAGAGCCGGUGGUGGUUCUAGAAGGCCAUUCGAAGCGAGUCGGCAUCGUGGCUUGGCACCCGACCGCGCGCAACGUGCUGCUCAGCGCAGGUUGCGAUAACGCAAUCAUCAUCUGGAACGUGGGGACAGGCGAAGCCCUCAUAAACCUGGAUGACAUGCACGUGGAUGUGAUUUACAACGUGAGCUGGAAUCGCAACGGCAGCCUAAUCUGUACAGCUUCCAAAGACAAAAAAGUUCGAAUUAUUGACCCCAGGAAACAAGAAAUCGUUGCCGAGAAAGAGAAGACCCACGAGGGAGCCCGGCCCAUGCGAGCCAUUUUCCUCGCCGAUGGAAACAUCUUCACAACCGGCUUCAGCCGCAUGAGCGAACGGCAGCUCGCCCUGUGGAAUCCGAAAAACAUGGAGGAACCAAUAGCCCUCCAUGAGAUGGACACCAGCAAUGGGGUCCUGCUGCCCUUCUACGACCCGGAUACCAACAUUAUUUACUUGUGUGGCAAGGGCGACAGCAGCAUUCGCUACUUCGAGAUCACGGAUGAAUCCCCCUACGUUCACUACCUCAACACCUUCAGCAGCAAGGAGCCGCAGAGAGGGAUGGGGUUCAUGCCAAAGAGGGGCCUUGACGUGAACAAGUGUGAGAUUGCCAGGUUCUUCAAGCUUCAUGAGAGAAAAUGUGAGCCCAUCAUCAUGACGGUCCCUCGAAAGUCGGACCUCUUCCAGGAUGACCUGUACCCUGAUACAGCUGGCCCAGAGGCAGCUCUGGAGGCAGAGGAGUGGUUUGAGGGGAAGAACGCCGAUCCCCUGCUCAUUUCCUUGAAACAUGGGUACAUUCCUGGCAAGAACAGGGAUCUCAAGGUGGUCAAGAAGAAUAUACUGGACAACAAGCCUGCCGCAAACAAGAAAAGUGAUCUCAUAAAUGCUCCAAAGAAAGCAGCUGAUGCCUCAGACACCCAAAAUGAAGCCAAAUUGGAUGAGAUUUUGAAAGAGCUGAAAUCCAUAAAAGACACGAUCACCAACCAAGACGAGCGCAUUUCCAAGCUGGAGCAGCAGAUGGCGAAGAUCGCAGACUGAGCGGGGCGAGCGGGCGCUGGCGGGCGCUGCCAGCCCAGACACAUUCCAGUUCCCCGGUUCGGCAAGCAGCAGCGUGCAGCAUUCCAGUACGAGCUUUCCUCUUCUCCCAAAUUCACGUCAACGAGAGCCGAUGAUUAAAAGCCAAGCUUUUUAGUGAAAUAUUUUUUUCUGAUGUUUUAAUGAAUUUAUGUGACUGUGUCAAACAAUUCAAAAAGAAUAAGUGCUACUUUGACAGUCUUUUUUUUUUUUUUCUCCUCCAGAUGUUAUGAAUUCUUGAAAACAAACCCAUUAUGACUUUCAAUGUUGUGCCCAAAUACCUUUUUCUAGAUUUAGGGACCAAUGCCACAUUGUUCUUAACCAUUUUUUAAAGUUGCCAAAAAAACGAAACAAAAAAAAGUUGCUUUUUAUUUUUCUUAUUUGCCACUUUGCAGUAUUUGUGUUUUAAAUUUAAAGGGACAGCACUGUGUGUGUGCGCGCGUGUGUGCGUGUGGUGGGUGUUUAUACUGUUUAGAGAUCAAAACUGAAGCUAUUUUGUAUAAAUCUCCAAUUUUGAACAAUCAGAUCGGUUCCCCCUGCAGUGUGGCCGAGGCUGCUGCUGAGCUCCCUCAGAGGUUCCGUACGAGCUGACUUUCCUGCCUUCCUGAUGUGUUCUGAUGACCGCUGUCUAACGGUUUUAAAAAAUAUAUAUAUAUAGUGCUGAAUGAAGUGAUUCAUGCCACAGACUGCCUCUUCUCCUUCUUACUCCCUGCAGAACUUUUAAAUGAGCAUCACCUCCCCCUCUUAAAAUAACGCCGUGUUUUGGAUUACUCCAGCCCUGUCCGAGUGGGCACGUUUCAGUUGCUGGUUUUGGUUUUAAGGCAGAAGUUAUUCCCUGCAGGAACUGAGUUACAUUUAUCCCUGGAGCGUAAAGUUCAAGGUGUGCAAAAGGCACGCACGAGGCUGCGAGCAGGGGGCUGCUCCCCUCUGACCAGGUGCUCCCUCGUGUCCGUUGCGGCUGUAUGCAUCGCUGUACAUACUUGGGGCUGCACCACAGCCGCCAUCAGCCUCUGGGGCUUAUUUGCUUUCAGAAGCUUUUAAAAUCCUUUGAGCUUGCACUUCUUUGGCCUUUGACUUUAGAACUGAUGUUAGAAAUUUCGACUCUGCUUCCAAAGCACCCUUAGAAGUAGCUAGGGGACUAGCAUCAGGGAUCUCCAGAAACAAAAUGUUUCCGAUUUUUUUUUUUUUUUUUUUUUACCUCCCUGCCUCAUCACCCCACCUUGCCUUAAAACUUCGCAGGAAAGGGUUUGUUCCCAGGUGAGCUCGGUGACCCUCGCCCCCUGCAGUCCCAGCCCUUGGGAGGGGAAGGGGCUGGGGCAGGUUCUGCCCCCAGCUUGGGGAGGUGCUGCUCUCCCCUGGUCCUUCAAGGUCCUCACCCCAGAGCCCCUGGGGGUGUGUGGGACUCACAGAGCUCAUCUCGGGAUCUCUUCCUCUCCACCUCUGCUCGUGUGGGGUCUGCGCUGCCAAAGGGGGUGCUGGGGCUGGGGCAGGAGCAUUCCCUGCUGGCCCUACGUGUGAACAUAGGUGCGAUGGGACCUGGGCUGCAAAGCAAGCUCGGGCUUUACUCAUUUGCUGCGUGCACCAGGACAGCCCCGCCAGCAGCGCCCGGGAGGUGCCGGCACCCCUUGUUAAAUCCAGAUGUGGAUAAAACUAUCGGGGGGGGGGGGGUCCGAACGAUGUCCAGGAGUUAGCUGGCAGCUGCUGAGCCCCAAAUACCCUUCCCAGCUGGGCUCUGGUCCUUGGCCCAGCUCCCUGCAACCGUGGUGUGCGUGCACGUGUGUGUGCUUGGAGCCGACACGCAGGGCAGGGUGCGUCCCUUCGUCCCGCCCGAAGCCAUCGUUUCUCCGUUAGGCUGGCUACAAGUCCGCAAAUUCCCCGUUUUUUUGGUUUUUUUUUUCUUUAUUCUUCAGUGUUUGCAUGUUCACAACUUACAGGUCGAGGAUCGUCUGCCCUGGAGGGCUGUCGGUGCUGCUGGGCGUGCGGCCGCGCAGCUGGGCGAAGUAGCUGGAGAGGCACGAGGAGGGGGUGCGAAGGACAGAGAAGGUGUUACAGUUCAUAGCAUGAAAGCUUCCUAAAAGUGGGUUUUCUUCGUUUUAAGUGGUGAGCAUCGCAGACGGGGCACGUUUUCCCCGCCUGGGUGCUGGUGGGGGGGGAGAUGAGCACUGGUGCUGGGUUCCCAGCCCAGCCGCGGGUUGUUUGAAUGUUUGGUGCUGGUUUUGUAUUGCAGUAAAUGGCUGAGAUUAUCUGUAAUAAUUUUUAUUUUUUAUUUUUGGAAAACAAAACCAAGCGUACUGCUCCCCCGAAACGGUGAUCUCUGUGUUGAUUUUGUACGUGUGACUUCAGGGUUGUGUGCCUGGGGACCUUGCGGGUUUUUUUUUUUUAUUUUCUAAUUGGAGGGAACAAAGUUUCUGAACUGCUGGAUCGAGAUGCCCAGAUGAGAUUGGUGUGGUGGACGGUUUGAGGAGGGCGGAGGAAGCGCCGCCGUGGUUUGGAGUUUAUAGCUUGUAUUUUAUUUAAAUGAACUGAUGAUGCCUAGCCAGGCUCAGCCCGAGUCAGUGCCUGAAGCUUUUUGUAGCCGUGAUAUCCCAGAAGAGAACCAGCGACGUCCUGAAAGAUGCGCUCUUAUAGAGCGGCCAUAGUAUCUGUCCAAAUAUUUGCUUCCAUUUUCAAGAGAUAAAAGUCAUUGAUUACAAA
Molecule: messenger RNA, 4289 nt
Organism: Cygnus olor (mute swan)
Lineage: Eukaryota; Metazoa; Chordata; Aves; Anseriformes; Anatidae
Gene: CORO1C
Product: coronin 1C
Exons: 11
Coding region: 135-1559 (474 amino acids)
Biological process (GO): actin filament organization; neural crest cell migration
Molecular function (GO): actin filament binding
Source: RefSeq, a predicted model, not a curated record